Messenger RNA from Gadus chalcogrammus (walleye pollock), 824 nucleotides. Its product is annotated as skin calcitonin gene-related peptide. The record is from RefSeq and is a predicted model, not a curated record. NCBI's taxonomy places the organism in Eukaryota, Metazoa, Chordata, Actinopteri, Gadiformes, Gadidae. The transcript is spliced from 3 exons. The coding region runs from base 28 to 429 and encodes 133 amino acids. Gene Ontology annotation, molecular function: hormone activity. Gene Ontology annotation, cellular component: extracellular region.
CACAGUUUCAGGGAAUCUUCCGGAACGAUGCGCCAGCUGAAGCUGCCUGUGCUCCUCGUGAUCCUUCCCUUCCUGCUGGACUCGGCUCACACGGCCCCACACAGCUUCAGGUACUUCAGCCCAUCCUUCGCCAGGGAGCCAGAGAUCGCUCUUCCAGACGCUGAAGACUGGCAGCCUCAAGACAUGCUCUCGGACCUUCUCCUGCGCAUCCCGGCCCCAAGGGCCCCGAGGGGCCUCACCGCCCUUAACAGCCAUCACAUCGCGAAGAGAAAGUGCAACGCGGCCACCUGCGUGACGCAGAGACUGGCGGACUUCAUGGGGCGGUCCAGUAACACCAUCGGGGUGACGGGACUGUUGGAGCCCACCAACGUUGGCUCCAGCACGUACGGCAAGAGGAGCGUGCUGACCGUCCGUUUCCCGGACUUCUAGUCCCAGCCGGGGACGGAGGUCCAGAACCACCACAAUACACCGCUCACUUCAGAUCGAAUGGGAAGAUCCGCGAAUUCAAUGAUUCAUGGUAAUAGGAUCAUUUAUGAUCAUGAACGCAAUUUUUAUGUGCCUUUGGUGAACUUCAGUUGAAAAGGUUGUGCUUGUGUCGAUUGUUUUAAAGCAUUUGAAAUGUGUUUUUGUUGGGCGUGUAUCAAGUAAUCUCAUCAUGAAUAAACGAAUAUAAUGAAGUCGAUACACCAAGAUGAUACAAACAGAUGUGUAUAUAGCCUUCCACUAGGCUACAUGUUUAUUUGUGAUGUGUUUUUUUAAUAAAAUGUUAAAAUGUACAGCCUUGAAAUAGGUUCUAAGUGCUUCCUACUAUAGUCAGGCAGGCC